Messenger RNA from Eruca vesicaria subsp. sativa (arugula), 183 nucleotides. The record is from the annotation of a GenBank genome assembly. Lineage: Eukaryota; Viridiplantae; Streptophyta; Magnoliopsida; Brassicales; Brassicaceae.
AUGAAGGAUUACCAGAAGCAGUAUUCACAGCUGAACAUGACGAUAGAGAUGGUGUGCCAGGAAAUUGAUGAAACACUUAAAAAAGAAGAACUUGAAGAAGAAACUAAAGAUCUAACUAACCAGAUGGUUGAUGAGAUUACACUACAUCUCAGCUCCGAAUCUACUGAAGUGGAUGAUCUAUAG